This is a messenger RNA of Strongylus vulgaris, 1011 nucleotides long. The record is from the annotation of a GenBank genome assembly. Lineage: Eukaryota; Metazoa; Nematoda; Chromadorea; Rhabditida; Strongylidae.
AUGCAAGGCUACAGUAUCUUUUCAGACGUCAGCUACAACGUACAACAACAAAAACAACUUGAAAUGGAACGACUACGAGAGGAACAGAGGCGACGAGAGUAUGAACUUAAAGUAGAAGCCGAGAGAAGGAAGCUAGCGGAACACGAGCGACGUGUAGGAGUUCGCCCAGCACAGGAGAAGAAUACCUUAGAAGAGCAGCGAAUUGAGGAACUGCGACGACGAGAUGAAGAAUUGCGAAGAAAUGCAGCCAAAAGACGUGAGGAGGAACGUCGACGUGCGGAGGAAGAGGAGAGGAAACGUGAUCAGGAGGAAGAGCGGAGACGUGAAGAGCAAAGACGCUUGGAUUUUGGAAGACGUGAGGAGGAGAGAAUUCGAGAAGAACAGCGAAGGGAAGAGGAACGGCGGAAAAUGGACAGAGCUGAGAAGGAGAGGAUUAUGGGCGAAGAGAUGAAUAAGGAGGAGGACACUACAACGAGCAAAGGCGGUGUUACUGACACAAACGCUGUCCCAGAAGGAGAUGACUGGGAUUAUGGGAGCGACGAAGACGUGGAUGCAACGGACGACUAUCUCCAUGCAGACAAAGAAUUAGAAGGGGUGGAAGCAACCGAUAAAGAAUCCAUCGAUCACGGCUCAGAUGACACUGUGGCUGAUGAAGCAGAAAAACCAGGCCAUAAUCAACAAUUGGAUGGGAUCAUUAAAGUGAUAGAAGCAGCUGCAGAAGAAACUACUACCACUGACGGCCAUGAGGAUGAUGACUACUGGGAUCAUUCGAUUAAACGAGACGAUGAAGAGUACGAAGUUCCGAAAGUAGUGGAUUCUGAAGAAGAUCGCGAACUCUCACCGACCAAACCUGCUGAAGGCGUUGUAGUUCCUACCGGAAAAGUGCGAGAGUUUGCCGCAGAAGAAGGCGAAGAAGGCUGGAUGAUGAUGAAACGAGUGGACGAGAACUCGUCCCCGAUCACUCUCUCUGCCACUGUAACCGCCUUAUUCCUAAUUAUGAGGAUAUUUUAG